UGAUCCCAUUGGUCACAUUCGGUGCCCUUUGCUCCUUGUUGGCGGGGUUGUUAAAAAGCCGGGAGUUGAAAAAUACCAGUCCCGAUAUAUUGUUUAUGUUAUCUUCUGCGAGGAAGGAGUAUGAAGAUGAUCUCUGGUCGAAUGUAGCAUACUGUGGUGCAGAAAGGAAAGUACACCUGGAAGCAAGUUCAGCGGUUGGGAUCGAUUCUGUGCUACUAGCUAGCUGUACCUGAAGUUGAUCAUCAUGGAAAAUGGUAGAUCUCAAUUUCCAUUUCCCUACCAGCCUUACACCAUCCAGGAGGACUUCAUGUGCGCCUUGUACAGUGCACUUGACCAGGGCAAAGUUGGCAUCUUUGAGAGUCCAACUGGAACGGGCAAAUCUCUGAGUCUGAUAUGUGGAGCGCUGAGCUGGCUUACAGACUGUGAGGCCAAACGGAGGCAGGAGGCCGCUGCUCUGCUGCAAGACGGAGAGACGGCACUUACCUCACCUAUUAAAGAAGCCUCCUCCCAGAGCUCUUCUGCAGAACCCGACUGGGUCAGCAGCUUUGUUAAAAAAAAAGCCGAACGGGAUUUGGUGUCAAAGUUGAAGGAGGACGAAUUGAAAAGGAAGAAGAGAGAGGAGCGCUUAGAAGCGAUUAGAAGCAAUGUUCAACUGAAGUAUGCCAUGAAAAGGAAGAGUUACGAGGAAGACGAAGCAUUCAAGUUGCUGCAGCUGAGUAAAGAGGAGCAAUCCGAUGCACCGGCAAACCAAGAAGACGAGGAUCUUAUCGUCGUGGAGUAUGAAAGCGACGAUGACUCCAAGUUAAAGAGCAGGUUGCGUGGAACGGAAGAAGAGGAUGAGGAUGAUCUGGUGGAAGAGCACGUCUCAAAGAUUUACUACUGCAGUCGCACGCACUCGCAGCUCGCUCAGUUUGUCCACGAGGUCCAGAAGAGUCCUUUCAGCAAGGACAUCAGUGUGGUCACGCUGGGCUCACGACAGAAUCUUUGCGUCAACGAGGAGGUGCGGCGACUGGGCAGCCUUCAGCGGAUUAAUGACCGCUGCAUGGAGAUGCAGAAAAACAAACAUGAGAAGCAGCAUGACGAUGAAGGAGCAAAGAGGAAGCGAGGCCCGGCCAAGAGCGUGUGUCCCUACAACAAGGCCUCGGCGCUGCAGCAGAUGAGGGAUGACGUCCUGGGCAGCGUCCACGAUAUCGAGCAGCUCCUGAAGCUUGGCAGGGAAAGUCAUUCGUGUCCUUACUACGCCUCACGGCUGGCUGUUCCCCCAGCACAGUUGGUGGUCUUGCCGUAUCAGAUGGUGCUGCAUGAGGCCACUAGGCGCGCAGCAGGAAUUCAGCUGAAGGGACAGGUGUUGAUCAUCGACGAAGCUCACAACCUGAGCGACACACUCUCCUGCAUACACAGUGCAGAGCUCAGUGGCGCGCAGCUUUGCCGCGCCCACUCGCAGCUCAGCCAGUAUGCUGACCGCUUCAAGAGUCGCCUGAAGGCCAAGAAUGUGAUGUACAUUAAGCAGGUCCUGUUCGUCAUUGAGGGGCUCGUGCGAGUGCUGGGAGGCAAGGUGGCUCAGAAUCCACAGAGCCAAACCACACAAGCAGCUACAGAGAUGCUGACCAUUAACAACUUCCUCUUCAAAGCUCAGAUUGACAACAUCAAUUUGUUUAAGUUGCACAGAUACUUUGAGAAGAGCAUGAUCAGCAGAAAACUGGGUGGUUUUGUGGAGAAGUAUGCAGGUUCGGGCGUGAGUCUGCACACUCCAAUUAGCUCCAACAAAGAGAACCGACGCACCGAGGGCUUAAACCGCUACCUGCAGUCACUGCAGAACAACCGGAGCAAGGCACCAGUUCCUUCCAACGACCAACCGGAGUCAGUGGAGGCUGACACUGUGCUGGCUGCGUCCCCCAUGAUGCAAGUGGAGGGCUUCUUUAUGGCCCUUACCAACAGCAACGCUGAUGGCAGGGUGGUGAUACACAAGCAAGGUACGUUGUCGGAGAGCACCGUCAAAUUCCUCCUCUUGAACCCGGCCGUCCACUUUGCCCAGGUGUUGAAAGAGUGCAGGGCCGUCAUCAUCGCAGGCGGAACCAUGCAGCCGGUGUCAGACUUCAAAGAAGAGCUGCUCUUUUCUGCUGGAGUGGAAGCAGAGCGCAUCGCUGAGUUUGCCUGUGGUCACGUCAUUCCACCUGAGAACCUGCUUCCCAUCGUCCUGUGCAGCGGUCCUUCUGGCCAGGAGCUGGAUUUCACCUUCCAGAACAGAGACUCCCCUCGCAUGAUGGACGAGACUGGCCGUAUCCUCUCCAACAUCUGUAACGUGGUACCAGGUGGCGUCGUCUGCUUCUUUCCCUCAUACGACUACUCCAGGCGCGUCGUGUCCCACUGGGAGUCCAGCGGCGUUUUGAGCCGACUGGCCAAUAAGAAGAAGAUCUUCCAUGAGCCAAAGAAGGCCAACCAGGUGGAGCAGGUCCUGGGCGAGUUCUCCCGUUGUAUCCAGAGGUGUAGUCUGCAAGGCGGGUGCCUGACGGGAGCGCUGCUCUUCUCCGUGGUCGGAGGAAAGAUGAGCGAGGGCAUUAAUUUCUCUGACGACCUGGGCAGGUGUGUGGUCAUGGUGGGAAUGCCCUACCCCAACAUCAAAUCUCCGGAACUGCAGGAAAAAAUGUCUUACCUGGACAAACACCUGCCCCACAGCGGAGGGAGGAGCCCUGGCCAAGCCUUGAUAGAAAACCUCUGCAUGAAGGCUGUCAAUCAAUCAAUCGGUCGAGCCAUCCGUCACCGCGGCGACUACUCCUCCAUAGUGCUGUGCGACAGGCGAUACUCUCGCCCCGCCACGCUCGCCAAACUUCCGGCGUGGAUCAGAACCCGGACCAGCACGCACCAAAGCUUCGGGCCUGCCUUCGCCGCCUUACGCAAGUUCUUUGUGGAGAAGAAGCAGCUGCAACUGUGACCGGACUGGAUAUUCUCAAACCCACUGGUGGAUUUAUCAGCAAUGAGAAUAUGUUCUGUUUAUCCUAUUGUUCAAUGAUGUUGAAGACAUUGGUCUGGUUAAAGGUGAGGACACGGUCUAUCAGCCCAAACUUGAGACGUCCCAGUACUUUUGUCCGUACAGUGUCUCGGACAAGUUACAUUUUUGAACGCCGCAUGUUGGAAUGAAUGAUUGCAGAGACAAAGUGUUACGUAAUGCAACUAUCGGUUCAUUGAGGAGAAAAAUAAUUCACAAGCGUGACCAAUGGAAUAGAAUAGAAAGUACUUUAUUGAUCCCUGGGGGAAAUUCAGCACGCAACUAUUAAAGGCCUACUGAAACCCACCACGCAGUCUGAUAGUUUAUAUAUCAAUGAUGAAACAUUAACAUUGCAACACAUGCCAAUACGGCCUUUUUAGUUUACUAAAUUAAAAUUUUAAAUUUCCCGGGAGUUUCAUCCUGGAAACGUCGUGUAAUGAUGACGUGUACGCAAGACGUCACGGGUUUUUAGGAAGUAUGAGCGCUGCACACACACACAGCUAAAAGUCGUCUGCUUUAACGGCAUAAUUACACAGUAUUUUGGAGAUCUGUGUUGCUGAAUCUUUUGCAAUUUGUUCAAUUAAUAUUGGAAAAGUCACAGUAGAAAGAUGGAGUUGGGAAGCUUUAGCCUUUAGCCACACAAACACACGGUGAUUCCUUGUUUAAAAAUCCUGGAGGUGAAACUUUACUAUGGAUCAGAGCGCGGUCAAGCGAACAUGGAUCAAGACGGAAUGUCAACCCGCAGGUUUCGGUGAGAAAAUUGUGGUUAAAAAGUCGCUUCUUACCGGAGAAAAGCUGAGCUUGUGUCGUCCAUGCAGCUGCUGUCGACUCCCCUGAGACAAUGCGCGUCAAGACACCCGUGGAGACACCCUUCCGACUAUCAGGUACUAUUUAACUCACUAAAACACUAGCAACACAAUAGAAAGAUAAGGGAUUUCCCAGAAUUAUCCUAUUAAAUGUGUCUAAAAACAUCAGAAUCCGUCCCAAUCGCAUUUUUUUUUUCAAGUCCGUCGCUAUCAAUAUCCUCAAACACGAAUCUAUCAUCCUCGCUCAAAUUAAUGGGGAAAUUGUCGUUGUCUCAGUCCGAAUAGCACUUUUUGUUGGAGGCUCCCAUUAUAAACAAUGUGAAUAUGUGAGGAGCCAUCAACAUGCGAUGCUAUCGUCUGCGACUUCCGGUAGAGGCAGGGCUUUUGACUUAGCACCGAAAGUUGCGAACUUUACCGUGAAUGUUCUCUACUAAAUCCUUUCAGCAAAAAUAUCGACAAUAUCGCGAAAUGAUCAAGUAUGACACAUAGAAUGAACCUGCUAUCCCCGUUUAAAUAAGAAAAUCUAAUUUCACUAGGCCUUUAACCUCGUUCUGCCAUUUUCCACCAUUUUCCAAUCAAGUGCUGCCUUAUACUUCCUACAUUCACCAGUACGGCGUUAUGAAAAACUUCUCAUUUUUAUUGUCAGUGCAUGAAAUGGUCGGCCAACCGCAGCCUCACACCUCCCAGUCGUCGUCGUCUGUGGUGGCGUGAGGGUUGGGGAGUGGUGGGAUGACGUCGGACAUUCUGGCAAA
Molecule: messenger RNA, 4544 nt
Organism: Nerophis ophidion (straightnose pipefish)
Lineage: Eukaryota; Metazoa; Chordata; Actinopteri; Syngnathiformes; Syngnathidae
Gene: ddx11
Product: DEAD/H (Asp-Glu-Ala-Asp/His) box helicase 11
Exons: 28
Coding region: 245-2932 (895 amino acids)
Biological process (GO): nucleobase-containing compound metabolic process; establishment of sister chromatid cohesion
Cellular component (GO): nucleus
Molecular function (GO): DNA helicase activity; DNA binding; ATP binding
Source: RefSeq, a predicted model, not a curated record